AUGCAUCCCUCCAAGCAGUGGCUUCCGUCAGGGUACAAGCUCUCUCUCCGUCAUCUUGCGGCCUGCCCUUUGCCAUCAGUCGCUCGCCUCCAAACCCAGCGUCGAUGGGCUCAGGUCCAUGAUGUCAGAUUUCUCGUUACAAGGCGCCCGCCGCAAGCAGUGCUCGACAAGUAUCGCGAGAAGCUCAACCAAAAGGCCAAGCAGGAGGGCCACGGCAGCAUCGACGACUUGAAAUCUGCGUAUGCCGAUAGAAUCGACGCCCAGCGCAAGAAGGACGCCGUUGAAUUCCCGAUCCCCACGAUCCCCCAAGCUCCAACAACUCCCGUUUCGCAACCGAACCGAGGGCCGAUUCCAUCCCAACAGACUCCCAAUGCAGCAUCUGCACCGCCCAGCGCAAGAGGGAAAGCCGGCAUUCAGUCAUUGGACGAGAUUGUGGACGUUGGCAAAAUCCGUGAGCUCCCCGAAAAGGAGCUGACAGCCGUCUGGAGACUUCGCCACGCCAACUCACCCCAGAAACUCUGCGCUGUCAUGCCCGCAGCCUCAUACAAGUCCAUGGAGGCAAUGGCUCAGAAGUCGCCUCAAUUCGUCCUCCCGGUGCCUCACGAGACCCAAGGGGCCGAGAUUCACUUCUUGCAGUGGACUUUUGAUGCCGCAUCCAAGACGAGCACCGUACUCUUCACUCGGCUGGCAGAAUUCAAAAGCCGCGGCGAAUUUGCCCAGCCCCACACAACGGUGACGCAUCACCUCGACCUAGCUGAGGACAAGGGCCUCGUGUUGAUGCAAGGACAGACCAUGGAAGACGGGGGUGUUUGUCCUGAACAGGCCAAAUGGCUGGUCUUGUGCCUUCAACGAUUCUAUGGAGCUUGGGAAAGCCGCGAGGCCGAGGUCGACGGCUCGAGGAAAGAGAGGGCCAACGAAGGAAGGAAGCUGGUGGAGUGGUUUGGAAGCGGCGACUCCAGGUUUAGUGUUGAAAAGCUGCUUGAGGAGGCUGAGAGGAUUGGAUAG
Messenger RNA from Metarhizium album ARSEF 1941, 1005 nucleotides. RefSeq names its product atp11. Lineage: Eukaryota; Fungi; Ascomycota; Sordariomycetes; Hypocreales; Clavicipitaceae. The coding region runs from base 1 to 1005 and encodes 334 amino acids. The transcript has a single exon. The record is from RefSeq and is a predicted model, not a curated record. Gene Ontology annotation, biological process: mitochondrial proton-transporting ATP synthase complex assembly. Gene Ontology annotation, cellular component: mitochondrion.